Messenger RNA from Serinus canaria (Common canary), 7187 nucleotides. It is a transcript of the gene ATG5, whose product is annotated as autophagy related 5. Gene Ontology annotation, cellular component: Atg12-Atg5-Atg16 complex; phagophore assembly site membrane; cytoplasm. Gene Ontology annotation, biological process: cellular response to nitrogen starvation; nucleophagy; autophagy of mitochondrion. Lineage: Eukaryota; Metazoa; Chordata; Aves; Passeriformes; Fringillidae. The coding region runs from base 338 to 988 and encodes 216 amino acids. The record is from RefSeq and is a predicted model, not a curated record. The transcript is spliced from 8 exons.
ACAAAUUGAUCUACAUGUGCUUCACUGUCCAUUGGAAGAAUGACAGAUGACAAAGAUGUACUUCGAGAUGUGUGGUUUGGGAGAAUACCGACCUGUUUCACUCUGUAUCAGGAUGAGAUAACUGAAAGGGAAGCUGACCCCUACUAUGUUGGCAUCGCAGAGCAGUCAGCCCAUGGUUUGAAUCAUUUUCAUGUGAAGUUGAAGGAGCAGACGGGCUUCAGUUGCUAAUGGACAUUUGGUGUAUGGGAGCAAACAAAUAAAGUUAUGGUUGCUUUUGCCAAGGAUAAGCUACUUGACACUGGUAACAGACAAAGUGAAGAAGCACUUUCAAAAAGUUAUGAGACAGGAGGAAGUUAGUGAAAUAUGGUUUGAAUACGAAGGUACACCACUGAAAUGGCAUUACCCAAUUGGUUUACUCUUUGAUCUCCAUGCAUCAAAUACAGCCCUUCCUUGGAGCAUCACAGUGCAUUUCAAGAAUUUUCCAGAAAAGGAUCUUCUACACUGCCAUUCUAAGGAUGUGAUUGAAGCUCAUUUUAUGGCUUGUAUAAAAGAAGCAGAUGCUUUAAAGCACAAAAGUCAAGUCAUCAAUGAAAUGCAAAAAAAGGAUCAUAAGCAAUUGUGGAUGGGAUUACAGAAUGAUAAAUUUGAGCAGUUUUGGGCAAUAAAUCGAAAACUCAUGGAGUAUCCUCCAGAAGAUAAUGGAUUUCGAUACAUCCCAUUUAGAAUUUAUCAGGCAACAACAGAGAGACCUUUUAUACAGAAGCUAUUUCGACCAAUUGCUUCAGGAGGACAGUUGCAUACUUUGGGAGACCUGCUAAAAGAUGUGUGUCCUAGUGCUAUCACCACUGAAGAUGGAGAGCAGAAGACUCAAGUGAUGAUUCAUGGAAUUGAGCCAAUGCUGGAAACACCCAUUCAGUGGCUAAGUGAACAUAUGAGCUAUCCAGAUAAUUUUCUCCACAUUAGUAUCAUUCCCCGACCUACUGAUUGAAACUCAGCUGUAUUCCUAUGAGGAUCAUUCUCAAGCUGGAAUUCUAAGGGCAUGUCAACUUCUUGCUUCUGUCAGUCUUGACAGAGGCAGCCUGACCAGAAAAAAAGAAACCAACAAAAAGCCGAAACAAAACAAGAAGUCCUCACUGCUGUAAGCCAAACAGGAAGAGAGAUCCUAUCAUCAGAUAAGGGCAAUUGGGCUGAUCUUAUUUUGCAUCACUGCUGCGUUUGUUCACUGCUGUAAUUAAAUCAGUUGCGAUAUGAAAGAAUUUACAGGACUUCUGCAAGUCUGCUGUUUUCUUGUAAAAUAUAAUGAAGCUGAAACUGUCAGCCGAAGAGCAAAUGGAAAUAUGCCACUUGAUUGUAUUUCUGAUUAACAAAUAAACAGGGCUGUUUCCUAAAGAGGUAGUGUUUCAGCUUUGAGGGUGGAAACAUUGGUUUAAUUUUCUAGAAAGUUAGACACUGAGAGAUUUGGUUACCAAUAGCUUUUUGUAAAAGAUCAAAUUACUGUAAAUCCAUCUUUCCUUAAUGAGAAGUUCAUGUUUACAGUAUAUGUAUUGGUAUGCAAAUGAUCUUUUAACUUUGAUAACAAGCAGUGAGAGAUUUUAAAGUAAGCCCGUGAGCAUGUUUUGUCAGUUAAGAACAUGCACAACUUAAUAAUUACAAAUACUCUUGAUUUGUAUGCUGUCACUGAAUACUCCAGUGUGUUUAUUAUUCAAACCAGUUUUCAUAGAUUAGCAAUGAUGUAGGAUAAUUUGUCUCAGGAUUCAUCAUGGCAUUUCUUUGUGCUCAUCUAGGUUUUUUUUCUUUAAGAAUAUAUUUUCUUAAUUUACUUUAAAAAGGUUUUUUGUUUUUUUUUUAAAGCUACAUGGAUGUUGCAAACAGGAUUGUAUCCUGCUGUUUAUUCCCAUAGACUAGGAAAUCGCAGAAUGAUGAACAGAUUGCUUUUUAAUGAUUUUGAAUUUUGGAAAGCUGAGGCUUUUCCAAGCUAAUACUUUCUUUCUUACAUCUGUGGUCCCUGUGCAAUCAGUCCACAAUUUAGAAGCUUCUAAUCUCAUUGCACAGAUUCUUUUCUUAGUGUAACAGAUGUAUUUUUAGGUUAUUGGAUCAUCAUUGGUUUCUAAAUGUUCAUUACCAUUGCAGAUGCUACUCAAACUCUACCAAUUUUUUUUUUUCUGUUGCACUAAAUUCAUCAAACUCUGUGCUCUAUUGCUUUGUCUGCAGUUUGUGGCUGUUUGUGGCACAAAACUAUGUUUAUAGUAGACAUAUUAUCCAAUCUGUCAAAUAUUAUCCAAUAUAAAGAAAGCAUGACAUUUUUCUUUCAAAAAUAGUGGCUGUGGAAGCUCCUACUCACAGUCUUGGCUUGUAAAUGUCCCUGUAAUUCCCAGGGCUGUUCCCAUUUGUUCCCAUGCUCCCUUUAUGGCAGGAUACUUACCUGUAACUGAAAAAGAAGAAAAUGAAAAUCAGCCAAAUGAACAAAAACCUCUUUCUGAAGCAAGAGGGGAAGGAUCUCCAUGGGUGAGGAUAGGGUUGAGGCUAAGAAGAGCCCUGAGGGCAGAAAAAAUCUGUAGACAGAUUAGAUACUGUUUUAAAUGUUAAUGAGGAAAAUAGCAUUAAGGAAAUGGAAGGGUAAAGGUACUAAUGAAACAAACCUCUGCUGUAUUCUGCAGGACAUGAAGAAUUUUUAAAACAAAACAAACCAUGCUGGUCUGUGUUUAUGCAGAAUUGAAAUAUAAUAUUCUUAUGGUGGGAUGAUUUGGUUAAGUUAUUCUAAUUUCCAGUUCUGUUUGGAAUUUUUGUUACAGUGUUGGAUUGGCAUUUAUAAACUUCCUUAGGCACACAUAUCUAAAUAUUUUGGAGAUUUUCAAAGUCCUGCCAAUGGAUAAAGCAAAUAUUUUGUAGAGUCUUCAUAUUAAAAAAAAAAAAAAUCUUUUGUAGGGAUAAUUUUUCCAUUAAUCAGGAUAAGAGGCAAUAUAUUUCAAAAACGGUAGAGAUUGUGUUUCCUUUGUUUUAAGAUAAUCUGGACUGAGUCACUGGCUAUUUUAAUAUAUUCUACACCAGCAUUUUAAGUAUACAGCUCUUCUUAUGGCCCGUAUUUGCCAGUAAAUCCGACUUUAAGGCCUAGCAUGGAACAAAAAAAUAGCUUGGCUUUAAAACGUACUCUUUCCUCUUACUUCAACUAUUUAAACUUUAUUAAAAAAUAAAACAAAGUUUGAGUCUGUCUUUAUUUCCAGCUAAAUAAGUACCUUUGUCAUGGAAUGAUGAGUAUUUACUUAAUAAGUAGGAACUUCUUAUAAGAGGUUCUUAGAAUAUCACAUAUAGAUUGGGUUCUGAAUUGCAGUAGAUAGGUAUCUAUUCUGCGUUAAAAUAUCUGGUUUUGAGAUAGGCAUGGUGACAUUUUGAAAUGUCACACUAAACCUGAGUAAUAUCUCUUGAGAGAGAGGUAAAAAGACAUUCAGAACUAGAUUUCAGAUUUUUGUACUUUUGCAUUACACUGUCAAAUUAGCUCGUGGAAGAUGAGUUUAAAAUGGGAGAGAUGUUUUCUCUCCUUCCUUUGCCUUUCAGGUCUCUACAAUUCAAGAAAGGUUUUUAACUGUGAAAUGAAACACCAGUUUCUCUGAACUACAGAUUGAAGAACAGAAAGCAGUACAAACCAGCUAUGCAAACAGCUGCAUGAAGAGUUUGGUGUAUGUCAGGUUUUUAUAUGUACAAAGUGUAACUAGCAUUAUAUGGAGUUUAAAGGUAUAUGUAUAAAAACCACUUAGGGUAGAAAGAGAGGCGGUCAAACACCAUGUUAGGGUUGGAGGAUCUUGUCUGCAAUUAAAACUGCCAAAAUGUGUCCAAUUUUAAAAUAGCAUUUUCCACUGAAGAUGUUCAAAGCCUUAAUUCUUGCAUCAUUUCACUAAUCUAGGUCAAUAAUAGAAUGAACGUGUUGUGGAAACAAAUCCGUGAUCUAGCUACUCAUUGUACCCUGAGCUCUCACCAUAAUUGAGUAUAACAUGUUGGAAAGGGUAAAGCCAGUUUGCAAUGUAGUUUGUUUGCAUCUGUUGGAAUUUGCACACUAGACUUUUGUCAAGUGUGUUUUGCAAGUUCACAAGCACUUCUUAGAAACCUCUAGAAGUUUGGUUCUUUUUCAAAGAAAAUCAGGCUAUAGUGGGGCAAAAACCAAUCAAAAGCACUGUUCAUUAAACCUGUCCCUUCAGUGGCUGCCUUACAGUGAAAGACACGUGGAGAGAGUGCACGAGUGAGAGCUGGUGAUGCCUUAUUUUGUACAGAUAUGUUAUAAUUUCUCCUUGUGUAUAUUGUUACUUAGUGUCCCAGCUGACAUAACAAGCCAGACAACUUGUUAUUCUUUCAGCUAGACAGAGGCACUCAAGUAUUUUUAUUACUACAAAAUUAAAGCUCAGAAUGGAAACUAUCUGGCUGAAACUUGCACCUUACAUGCUUUUCUGACUAUAAUUAAAAUAAUCUGCACUUCAGAGGUUUGAUUUCCAUCAGUCAUAUGUACACACACCCUCACUGGAUUUUUUCUGCAGUUCACAAUUGGUGAAAUAGUCUGGUUUUCCUUCAUUUUAAAGUUUAUCCGAGUCUGCACAAGGCAAACAGGAGGAGGGGAUCAGGCCAUGGGGGUGAGCCUAAAGCCCUGAAAUCGUGGCAUGACGCAGGAAGUCAUACGGUUUCUUCACCAUUUCCACAGCGACCAUUUUAUCAAAUGAAUCCUGGCCCUUGCAGAUCCUCCCUUAAUUUGGAGCUUCUCUUUGUUUAGCUGAUGCUUGAACUCAGCUGAGUAGUGAUGAGGCUGUGCCUGCCCCUGGCUCUGCAGCUCCGUCUGUCCCUUGCAGGAUUACCAUCGGUGCCUUGGGUGUGACUAAAAUGCCCAUCUCAGGGGCCCUCCCUGACACUUCUCACACAGCUCCUCCUUCACCAGCAGAACAUGAGUUUGUUUCUGCUGGCUUUUACCACGAACUGGGUGGCCCUGGAGGAAAGCAGUGAGAGAAGGGUGCAGAGGAGGAGAGAGGGAAACGAGAGGAAUUAGAAAACAGUGAAGGUGGGGCUUGAGAGAAAAUACUUUGUGGGGACUGAAAUGACAGAGCCGGAUUCUUGAUCUCACCCAGGUUUCUCAUUCACUCAUCACCUUGCAGCUCCCACCACGUGCUUUCCUUUCCAUCCUUUCCAUGAAUACAUUGUAAUGGCUUUCACCUGCGGGACAGUGUCUGGCACCUCUGGUGUUGCCAGGAAUGAGCAGUCACUGAGUGUGUAUUUAACUUUGAUGGUCUGGCACAUUGCUGAAGGAGGCCUUUAUUUACAGGAAUUGUUUCAGAGCUUCCUUCUCUGCAGCAGAUCCUCGGCCUGGGCUUCCUGCAUGUGAGGAGUCAGAAUGGGGAGGUUCUGCUGCAGACAACAUCCUGCACGGGCACCAUAGGUCACUGUUCCAGUACGCUCUGUGUUGGAAAACUGAGUCAUGGAUGGAUGGAUGGGUCACUAGAGGGCCUUUCUUUCAUGAAAAAUACUGUUCCAUGUCUCUGAAGUUUUAUUUUAUGCUAUUCUGAAUGUUUCAUAAAGAACAGCAGAAUACAUUUUCAGUGUGGCUAAUAAAUACCAAACCCAGCUUUGGUCACAAGCAUUUUCUGUUUCAUUUUCCAGUCAGAAUAAAAUUCAAUUUUAUGGGGUUUAGUUGUACAACAAGACCUCAAUAUUUGUAUUGAGUCUGUAUAGGCAGUAGAAAGAGGAUGUGUCCAUUGUAAUCAUCAGCGUUUCUGCACUGUACAUCUCAACACCUUUUAAUAUGAAGAUGCAUGAGGACUUCUGCUAAGGCAUGGUUUUGCUGAACCACCCAGGCAGUUUCUCUGCCAGUUUGGGAGGUCUGCUCCCUUAUGGAAACUCUCCAGUUUUGGUUUAUUGUAUAUAAAUUUAUACUUGAUGGCUGUUGAGAAAAUGAGUGGAAGAAUAGCCAUAAUGGCAAUGGAAAAACAACAACAACAACAACAAAAAUGCUAAGCUUAAUUUAUUGUUCAAAUGGAAUGUCUUUCAGUAAGAAAUCCUGAUGUGAGUUUUCAGUGAAAUUAGUGAUGUCCUACUUCUGGUUGUGUGUUCAGUUAUUUCAGUGGUAAGAGGGAGCAAUCCUAACGGGUCAACUUCCAAUUGCCCUGAAAUAUAUAUAGUGUGUUUUUAAUUAAUAUGCCAAUAACAGGAAUUACUUGUAUUUUAUUCUUUCUCUUACAGAAACUUGAAUGCAUUCAAGAGUUCUACUGCAAUUGGCUUCCUCAGGGAAGUGCAGCAGGAAUUGUGUCCCUUUUGGCCUCCAUAGAUCACACCAGGAUCAGUGUCUUAUGGAGGUACAGGGGAAAAUAGUUCUCUGCAGCUUACCUACUUGCACUCUUCCCUCCCUCCUUCCCCAAACCAGAUGCCACAAUUUUCCAUUAUGCAACCCUUUUUUUUGUUGUUGUUGUUGUCGUUGCAUGCACUGGACAACAAACCAGGUGAACUGUAGCUACUGAGCAUGAUGGUAAUGAUCUUCAGCUGUCAUUUUGAGGGUCUCUGAAGUUUAGGUCUUUCAAGUUUCUGAGCCACACCUCUAAUAGUGACUUGUUCUGGGGUAGCCACGCAAGCUUCUAACAAGUUAAUACACAGUGUAAAUUAAAUUAUCUUUUAAAACUGGCACUCAUGUAAAUGGAAGUAUCCUCAGCCUUCAUUCAGGCUGGUUUUGCUGUUUCUGUGUAAUCAGCUUUCUGGAUACAUCCAAACAGCAAACCUCAAACGAGGUGGUGUGGAGGGAAUGGACAAUGUCAUUUGCUGUUGCACAACUCCCUUGCCCGCACCCAGCUCAGCCCUUGCUUGUGUCACUGCAGGCAAUUAACAGUGCUCAAAACCACAGCAGCUCCUCUUCCAAAAUGCCAUUUGAUGGUAUCGGGACACUUGAGCAUUCAGGAAAAAAAUUGUUUAUAUUUUAAAGGGAGUUUAUUCUUCAGCAUUAGAAAAUGCUGAAGUAAUAAAAGGCAUUGAGUGUGUAGCAUCAACAAGAAGAUCUUUGCUGCAAGUUAUAAUCUGGAUGGAAUAAAAAUGCUUCUUCAGUAUAAUAUAUGCUUGAAAUGAACUGUAAUAUAUUUAGGUGUUCUGCUUUGAUCCUAAUGUGUUGUGGGGUGCUAUGCUGAAAUGAAUGUGGAUACCAUCAAUAAAGGAGAAGAUCCUUAACACCUUAA